Molecule: messenger RNA, 1791 nt
Organism: Hermetia illucens (black soldier fly)
Lineage: Eukaryota; Metazoa; Arthropoda; Insecta; Diptera; Stratiomyidae
Gene: Idh
Product: isocitrate dehydrogenase [NADP] cytoplasmic
Exons: 3
Coding region: 275-1612 (445 amino acids)
Biological process (GO): isocitrate metabolic process
Cellular component (GO): peroxisome; cytosol; mitochondrion
Molecular function (GO): magnesium ion binding; NAD binding; isocitrate dehydrogenase (NADP+) activity
Source: RefSeq, a predicted model, not a curated record
AUUCCUUCAGUUCCAUUUGGUCUUCAAAUCGGAGUGGGUAGUCUUGUCCCCAGUUCGGCGGUUUCGUUGUUUGUGUUUGACACUUUGGAGGGUUUUGGUGACUUGUCCCACGUCCUACCGGCAUUUGCGUUUUCAAUUCAGUGUCGAUCAAUACUCAGAGAACGAUUCCUCAGGUGCUAGUGCAAAACAUCCAGUUCGAAGCUAAUUACCGCGAAUUACAUCACAGAAUCGAAGAGUUGGAAAGUAUCUGAGGUGUGGUAACUGACCGAAAAAGAUGCAGUCAGUUCGGAGAGGGAUCGUUCCAGUGCUCUUCUCGAAAAUCGUCCAAGGAUUGAGCCAUGAAGUGGCGAAGAGACAGUUUGCUCUGUCAGCGAGUUUUAUGGUUGCAGACAAAAUUAAAUCCGGUCCCGUUGUCGACAUCCUUGGCGACGAGAUGACUCGCAUCAUCUGGGAUGAAAUCAAGAACAAACUCAUUCUGCCUUUCCUCGACAUCGAACUGCAUACAUACGAUCUGGGCAUCGAAAACCGCGACAAGACUGAGGAUAAAGUAACUGUCGAUUGUGCUGAGGCAAUCAAAAAAUACAAUGUUGGUAUUAAAUGUGCAACCAUCACACCCGAUGAGGCACGAGUCAAGGAAUUCAACCUGAAGAAAAUGUGGAAAUCACCGAACGGCACAAUUCGUAACAUCCUAGGAGGUACCGUGUUCCGAGAGGCCAUCAUCUGCAAGAACGUACCCAGGCUGGUAUCUGGCUGGAAGAAACCAAUCAUCAUCGGACGUCAUGCGCACGCCGAUCAGUACAAAGCAACGGACUUUGUUGUUCCAGGAGCCGGAACCUUGCUGAUGACAUUCAAACCAAAAGACGGAGGUGAACCAAUCCAGCAUGUUGUCACCGAAUAUGAAGGAGCUGGCGUUGCUUUGGGCAUGUACAACACAGAUGCUUCCAUCAUUGACUUCGCUCAUUCCUCACUCAAAUACGCGCUGGAACGCAAACUACCACUCUAUCUAAGCACAAAGAACACCAUCUUGAAGAAGUACGAUGGCCGCUUCAAGGACAUCUUCCAAGAAAUCUACGAAAAAGAAUACAAGGCAAAAUACGAAGCAGCAGGUAUCUGGUACGAACAUCGCCUCAUCGACGACAUGGUCGCCCAAGCCAUGAAAUCCGAAGGAGGUUUCGUCUGGGCCUGCAAGAACUACGAUGGCGACGUCCAGUCUGACUCCGUCGCUCAAGGCUAUGGAUCCCUCGGCUUGAUGACUUCCGUCCUCAUUUGCCCAGACGGAAAAACUGUUGAAGCAGAAGCUGCCCACGGUACAGUCACUCGCCACUAUCGUUUCUGGCAACAAGGCAAGGAGACCUCAACCAAUCCAAUCGCUUCAAUCUUCGCAUGGACUCAGGGUCUCUUGCAUCGUGCCAAGCUCGAUAACAACAAGGACUUGAAGAAUUUCGCCGAAACUUUGGAGAAAGUAUGCAUAGACACAAUUGAAAGUGGCUUCAUGACAAAGGAUUUGGCUAUUUGCAUAAAGGGCAUGGCAAAUGUACAACGUAGCGAUUAUUUGGAAACAAUCGAAUUUUUGAAUAAACUUGCUGAUAAUCUGAAGAAGGCCCUGGCAUGACUAGAUUCGGCAGAACAGCGAUCUCAGCUGUAAGGGAAAAAGGUGUUGCGGGAAAUGGCGACUUUCGAUCAAAAGACAUGGGAAAGUGUUUGUAAAAUGGUGAAUGUUUAAUUGUAUUCUGCCUUAUGUGCUGAUUGUAUUCUUUUUUAUGGAAAAACGAAUAAAUCUUUGAUAGUUCA